This is a messenger RNA of Colletotrichum truncatum, 1590 nucleotides long. RefSeq lists its product as uncharacterized. Gene Ontology annotation, cellular component: nucleus. Gene Ontology annotation, molecular function: DNA binding; DNA-binding transcription factor activity, RNA polymerase II-specific; zinc ion binding. The record is from RefSeq and is a predicted model, not a curated record. Gene Ontology annotation, biological process: DNA-templated transcription; regulation of DNA-templated transcription. Lineage: Eukaryota; Fungi; Ascomycota; Sordariomycetes; Glomerellales; Glomerellaceae.
AUGAAGACAGCAACGGCAUGUACGAGCUGUAGGAUCAGCAAACGCAAGUGCUGGCAGCCACGGCGUGGAAAGUCGUGCUCACAAUGCCAACGCAACGAGCUUGACUGUUCACUAGGACCGUCCCCGACCCCCCCUCCUCCCCCUCCUAGUCAUGCCACCGGUGAAAGAAUACCGGCGGAUCCGACCCAGGCGGAGUUUGUCUCCGGUGAAGUGGCCGAGGCCUUGGUCGAGGCCUACAUCCAAUACAUCCACGACCGACCACACUCCAUCUUUCAUGUACCAACACUGCGGGCCGACGUACGCCAUAAACAGCUACACCCCAGCACAUACUACGCCCUGCUGAGCUAUGGCGCCCGCCUUUCCUCAGACAAGGCCAUCUUUGCCAUGGCCGAACCCUUGUUUGAACGGGCCCGGCGCCACCUGCACGUCGAUAUUGAAAUCGUCUGUCUUGAUAACAUCCAGGCAUGUAUCCUCCUGGCCCACCUCGCCGCAGCCUCCUUGCGGUUCUCGCUAGAGGUUCUGUAUCUCAAUAUCGGCAUCCGCAUGGCUCAGAUGCUCCACCUCAACAUGCCGCAAUCUGAGCCUGUCGUAGUCCAGGAAGUCAAGCGCCGCAUCUGGUGGACCCUUUUCAUGGCCGACCAAUGGUGCUCCGCAGGCAACGGUCUGCCCAACCAGAUGAAGGGUUUAGAUCAUGCUGUCGACCUGCCUAUGGAUGAGGCCGUCUUCCACCAGCCCGCCCACCUGCUGCUUCAGUCUAGCGAACAGCAACGUCCUAAGCCCGGCUUAUGGGCUCACAUGAUUACCCUGGCCGAGAUCUUUGGCCCCAUUCAGGACCUCAACCGGCAGAUCGCCAAGCACACUGCAUCGGUAUCGUCAUCCGCCAUUGACGCCGCCACCGAAAAGAGGGUUAUGUGCCUCUACCAGGCCCUGAACAAGUGGCAGGACGACCUUCCGCCCGACGUCAGGUACAGCCUGGCUAACCUGUGCAGCCACCGGGACCGGGGCUUAGGUGGAACUUUUGUUGCCCUUCACCAAGGCCUUAACCACUACGGGACCCUGCUGCUGUACCAGUACCUCGAUCCCAGCCGCGUCACCAACGCCGCCACGGCUGAGCUUGCCCAACGCUGUAAGCAAUACGCAAACGACCAGAGCGCCCUCAUCCGGGUCGCCAGAGACCUGGGCCAAUGCGAGACUCUGCACCCCGGAGUAGGCCACAAUGCUGCCAUAUCGUCGUCGGUUCUUCUCCAUACGCUACUCUUCGGUAGUGAUGGAGAACUAGCGGAAGCCCGAAUGGGUUUACAGUCCAAUCUGGAGACCCUCGAGAACUUGAGCCGGUACUGGCCGUCUCUCGAGCUUACCGUGAGGCGCUUGACCGUAUUCCAGGAGGCCUGCCUGCAGAGCACCACGCCGCAACCGUACAGGUUUGAUAGCUGGUUGGUCAAGUUUCUCCUCGAAUAUCACCUACCCCUGGACGAAAAGGCAUACGAAACCGUCAAUCACAUUCGUAUCCAUGAGGUUAACGCGGUACUGCAAGAACGGAGCGAUGUCGGCGCUAAGAUUCUCCAAGGAUUUUGGGGGGGAAAAGCAUAG